GUUCUGGGCGCCGGCGGGAGGUCGGCGUUUGUAGGGCGGGACAUCUUCCCCCCCCCCCCCCCAAUCCCCGUGGGCCACCGCAUGGGGUUGCUGGAGUCGCUCCGGACCCGCGGAAGCUCGAGGUGGGGGAGCUGAAAGUUUCAGGCAAGCCCUGACCUAAGGACCACUCAAUGGCACUAGGUGAAGAAGACACAGAGGUGGAGGCAUCUGUGGACACAAAGGCCCAAUCCUGUGGGAGGCUGAGCUGCAGGGAGCGAGAGCUGCCACCCCAAGGCCCUCAGCCAGAGCGGCCCCCACCACUGGAAGCUGAGGGCAGGCCUGCCUCCUCUGAAUGGGGGGCUGAGGCUAGCAGUGUCUCUGGAACUUACCUGCCACAGGCCAACACUGCCAGCAGAAAGCUGAUGGUGGAUAGGUGUAAGCCUGCCCCUGGUGGCCUGCUUCCUCCUGGUAGUCUGGGGCCUGGAGACUUUUUACCCUCUGUGGAAAGCCAGGUGGAGGAAACGAAGCUUUCUGUCUCUCAGAAGCUACCUCAGAAUGUUAAUGUCUCCCAAACCACAGUUCUCUGCUCAGGACAUGAUGCUGAUACCGAAGAAGAUCCCUCCCCAGUUGACCUGCCCUGGGUGCCGGCCCCAAGCCAGCAGCCUCCACUCUCAGGUUUUCCUUCUCUGUCACGGUGGAAGUCCAUGGUGAGCCCCAGCACCCCUCACUUCUCCAGCAGAAGUGUCUCCGCCUCCUCCACAGGCAGCAGUCUCCAGGGUCAGCAAGAUAAGGUGGAUCCUCACAGUGGCUCUUUUGCCAAGGUUUCCUCCCUGGAGCUGGCAGUACCCCAGGGAAGCCCCUCUGUAGUGGUGCCAGGGUCUCAGUUUCAGUGGUCACAGCCUGUAGCAUCUGGGAAUAACGCUGUUGGCCAGGGCAGGCGGCGCCUCUCCUUCCAGGCCGAGUACUGGGCCUGUGUGCUGCCAGAGUCCCUGCCUCCUUCUCCUGACCGCCACUCUCCGCUCUGGAACCCAAAUAAAGAAUACGAAGACCUGCUGGACUAUACUUACCCACUGAGGCCUGGGCCUCAACUCCCAAAGCGACUUGACAGCCAUGUACUACAAGACUCAGGUGUAGACCUGGACAGCUUCUCUGUCUCCCCAGCAAGCACCCUCAAGUCACCCACUAAUGUCUCCCCUAAUUAUGUAGCAGCAGAGGCACCUGCCCUGCCAUUUUCUGGACUCAGAGAGUCAAGCUUUAGGCAGUGGCCCUCUAGAGUAUCCCAAAAGCAAGACAGCGUGGGCCUGGCAUCUUGGAACCAGCUUGCAUCAACACCUAGAGCCCCAGGCAAUAAAGAUGCCUCGUGGGAGAGCAGAGCAGCCCUGCAAGGUACAAAGAACUGUCUACCUAUGGAUAAGCACCUGGAGGUGGGCUCUCCCCAGCUGAGGACAAGGGACAGAGGGCAGCCUCCACCCAAGCCAGAGAGGGAGAAGAGAGCCAGUCAGACUGUCCAGCACCCUGCCUGCACAGAGUCUGGAUGGAAGGCAGAAGAGGAAGUGGAAAGUGAUGAUGAGUAUCUUGCCUUGCCUGCUAGGCUGACACAGGUUUCUAGUUUGGUUUCCUACUUAAGUGUGUUUCCCACCUUGGUGACUUUGCCUACUGGGUCUGCCAAGAGGCAGAGCUCCCUGGAAGUAUCAGACAGUAGUGGGCCAGCUUCCCCAUCGGGCUCCAGCCAAAGCCAGCUUCCUUCUGGAGCUACCUUCCAAGGAACGGGCGGCCCUGAGGGCCAGAACCCCUGCUUCUUGCGCUCUGUUGUCCGCCCCCAGGACUCUACAGGGAGGGGCAGUCUAAUGAGCAAUCAGGCCCUCGGGAUCUCCUCUGGACCGCUGAAGACACAUGCCUCCUUGCGGGCUAUGUCAGACAGGUGGCCAUUCUCAGGUGCAGAUGUUGGAGGGCAGCUUCCCAGGACAUCGGGAGAGCUGGAGAAAGCCUCACUGGUGCAGUGUGUGCAGGUGUUCUGCUGUCAGCUUGAAGAGCUGAUCCACUGGCUGUAUAAUGUCCCAGACGUUGCUGACCUGGAAACUCCACCAAGGUCCAGUCUUACAGAUCUCAAGUCUUCUCUGCAGCUUUACCGGCAAUUUAAAAAAGAUGUAGAUGAACAUCAGUCCUUGACGGAGAAUGUCUUACAGAAGGGUGAAAUUCUUCUUCAGUGCCUAUUGGAUAACACCCCAGUUUUAAAGGAUGUCCUUGGGAGGAUUUCAAAGCAGUCUGAUGAGCUGGAGAGCCACGCAGAUCACCUUUAUGACUCCAUCUUAGCAUCUCUGGACAUGCUGGCUGGCUGUACCCUCAUCCCUGACAAUAAGCCAAUGGCAGCAAAGGAACGCCCAUGUGAAGGGGUUUAACAUGGCGAAAAAGGCAAAAGUUGGUUUUGGGAAGAAAAUAUUCAAGAAGUCCUUGCAAGAGCCAAUAAUAAUUGGCAAGGAGAAAACUAAUGUGCUAGCUUUAAAAAUCUUUCUCUUCUCUGAAGCAAGGGCUUUUGAGUGAUUCUUAUUUAUAAUGAAUCUUUUCCAAACUAAGGUUUUCCUUUUGGUGCUUCUCUACCAAAAGCAUGUGGCUUUGCUACUUUUUUAAAUAAAAUUUAGUAAGACAGGUCUUGCUUUCCCCUCAAUUCUGUAAAAAAAAAAAAAAAAAAGGAGAUAAUUUCUCCUCCUAAACUAUUCCACUUACUGAGAGCAUUUACUGGGGGCUGGCUUAGUAAGGUUCACCUUACUAGAUAUUAUCAGGAAUAGAAGGGAGUCCAGGGGGUGAGGGUAGCCCUAAGAGUGAAACCUUAGGUCUUUAUGAAAGUAAGACAGGUUUGUAAAUUCUGCUUUGAAGAGUUUCAGAAGAGAACAUAACCUUUAAUAUGCAG
Messenger RNA from Perognathus longimembris pacificus (Pacific pocket mouse), 2887 nucleotides. It is a transcript of the gene Cep68, whose product is annotated as centrosomal protein 68. The record is from RefSeq and is a predicted model, not a curated record. The coding region runs from base 171 to 2378 and encodes 735 amino acids. The transcript is spliced from 7 exons. NCBI's taxonomy places the organism in Eukaryota, Metazoa, Chordata, Mammalia, Rodentia, Heteromyidae.